This is a messenger RNA of Pistacia vera, 312 nucleotides long. RefSeq lists its product as uncharacterized. The coding region runs from base 1 to 312 and encodes 103 amino acids. The record is from RefSeq and is a predicted model, not a curated record. The transcript has a single exon. NCBI's taxonomy places the organism in Eukaryota, Viridiplantae, Streptophyta, Magnoliopsida, Sapindales, Anacardiaceae.
AUGGAUCCUAGUAAGGUGAAUACAAUUCUCGAGUGCCAAAAGCCAAAGACAGUAAAGGAGGUUGAAAGUUUCUUGGGGCUAGCAAGCUAUUAUAGACGGUUUAUAGCAGGAUUUGCUCAGUUGGCUAAGCCGCUUACAGCUCUUACUAAACAGAAAACUCCUUUCAUAUGGUCGGAUGCCUGUGAAGAAAUUUUUCAAGAGUUAAAAAGAAGAUUAACCAAAGCUCCUAGCCUAGUAUUACCACAGGAGGGUGUAGACUAUGAUAUUUAUACAAAUGCCUCACUUCAAGGAUUUGGUGCAGUGUUAAUGUAG